AUGGAUGACUCCAGCUGGGAAUUUGUGUUUAUGGAAGACGUCCAAGGCCAUAUCGAAGAACAUGGCGUUUCAGGAAUAGAGGAAUUUUUUAAAACGAAACUCGGACGCUGGAAAGAUGUCGAAAUAAACAUCGGUAUCACAGGCAAUUCUGGUGUUGGAAAGUCAAGCUUUAUAAACGCUAUAAGAGG
This is a messenger RNA of Paramuricea clavata, 188 nucleotides long. The record is from the annotation of a GenBank genome assembly. Lineage: Eukaryota; Metazoa; Cnidaria; Anthozoa; Malacalcyonacea; Plexauridae.